AUGACCUCCAGGAGAGGGCGCCAACAAAGCUGCGGCCACCGUGACAGAUGGCUUGAACGGCCUCCAGGAGAGGGCGCUGCCGACACUGCGGCCAACAUGGCGGAUACCAUGAACGGCCAUUUGAACAACUUCGCGAAUGUCUUCAACGGCCACUGGAACAGCCUCCAGGAGGGCGCCAACCAAGCUGCGGCCUCUGUGACGAAUGGCUUGAACGGCCUCCAGGAGAGCGCCAACGGCGCUGCAGCCGACAUGCAGACCGCCGUGGAUGGCCACGUGAACGCCCUGACUGGCGCUGCUGCCGACGCGCAGAACGCCGCGACUGCCCAGUUGAAUGGCCUCCAGGAGAGCGCCACCGGCGCUGCGGCCGAUAUGCAGACCGCCGUGAAUGGCCAGGUGAACGCCGUGACUGGUGCUGCUGCCGACGCGCAGAACGCCGCGACUGCCCAGUUGAAUGGCCUCCAGGAGAGCGCCAACGGCGCUGCGGCCGACAUGCAGACCGCCGUGAAUGGCCAGGUGAACGCCGUGACUGGCGCUGCUGCCGACGCGCAGAACGCCGCGACUGCUCAGCUGAAUGGCCUCCAGGAGAGAGCGCCACCGGCGCCGUGA
Molecule: messenger RNA, 606 nt
Organism: Effrenium voratum
Lineage: Eukaryota; Dinophyceae; Suessiales; Symbiodiniaceae
Source: the annotation of a GenBank genome assembly